Drosophila innubila is the source of this 766-nucleotide messenger RNA. RefSeq lists its product as uncharacterized. The record is from RefSeq and is a predicted model, not a curated record. NCBI's taxonomy places the organism in Eukaryota, Metazoa, Arthropoda, Insecta, Diptera, Drosophilidae. Bases 4 to 522 code for a protein of 172 amino acids. The transcript is spliced from 2 exons.
AAGAUGCGAUACUUGCUAGUGAUCAGUUUGGGAAUUGUGAGCUUUGCAAGAGCGUUUCCAAAUGUGGAAGAUAACCCUAAGGCUGAAAUUCCUGAAGAGGACAAGAUUCUGAUUAGGAACCUAGCUGAACAUGGAUCAGCUUUCAUGGUUGCGUCGAUGGUGACACCACAAAAGGUUAUGGAGGAUGUUGUACAAUCAAUACUGGACACUAAAAAAGCUGAUAAGCAUGUACUUGAUUUCCUGCAGUAUCGAGUGGAUAGGAUGAAUGGUACGGCAAGCGUUAACGACAAAUAUGAAGUUCUUAAUCCCGAUUAUAUGCGCGAUCUCUGGAAUAUAUUUCACAUUUAUGCGAAGCCCAAAUAUCUGGAAAAACGAAUCCUUUUCAAUUUUUGGACUAAUGGGCAAUUCGACAACUUAAUAGCCGAUUAUAAUAAGACCGUAGAUGACCUGCUAAAAUUGUUUUUUAUAGCUGCAAAAACGACUAACAGAGACUACAAAGAAUUUGCACAGGGAAUCCUUUGAGAAACUUAAAAAUGCAAUGGACGAGCACGACAUGUUUAAUGCCGCAAUGCGUUUGUAUAGUGAUUUGUCAUAUAGUUCAAUUUUGUAGUUCACUUUUUAGGUCUAUUCCUAAUUUGAAUGGUUUUCAAGCUAUCCGCACACAAAUUGUAGACUCUUUUGAUAAAUAUUUUAAACUGGUUUGCUUACUUUAAAGUAUGAUAUCAGACUUUAGAAAUGAUUUUAGAUAUAUUUUUUAAUUAAUUAA